This is a messenger RNA of Oppiella nova, 795 nucleotides long. NCBI's taxonomy places the organism in Eukaryota, Metazoa, Arthropoda, Arachnida, Sarcoptiformes, Oppiidae. The record is from the annotation of a GenBank genome assembly.
AUGGACAAUCACCCACUGAAUGGUGCGGUGGAGUGCGGGUGCGGACAUCUAUUCUGCGCCGACUGUAUGGCCGGCUAUUUGUCUAAUGCCAUCAGCGAGGGUAAUGUCGAGGGCAUAAAGUGUCCUGAUCAAUCGUGUCAAACGGUUGCCCCAGAAGCCCUGGUCAGGUAUAUGGUGUCAGACGCGGUGUACGCCCGAUAUGACUAUCUAUUAUUGGUGGCGGCCGUGAGGGAUAUGCUUGAUGUGUAUUACUGCCCGAACCAAGGGUGCAUGAGCUUGGCAGUUGUGGAUAUUAAUAGUGCUACCUGUCCCAAAUGUGGAUUCCGGUUCUGUACAAAUUGCAAUAAGCCGUACCACAAUAACACCGACUGUGACCUAACUGAGCAAGAGCAACAUAAUGCUAUAAUAUCUCAUAAUGAUAGGAUUAUUGUCGGUCGCAUUGCCAAUGAGGACAAUCUAAAUCACAGGGCUAUAGAGGCUAUUGAGGCGGAGGACAGGCAGUGGUUGGAGACUAUCCGUAGAGAACAGGAAGAGAUCCGUCGCGCGGAACAGCUCUACGAAGAGCAGAGACGGGCCGAUGAGGAGCGCAGGGCUGAGGAGGAGAGACGGGUUAGGGAGCAGAGGGAACGGGAGGAGAGGGAGCAAAGGGAACGGGAGAUUGUGGCCCAACAGGAGGCCGAGAGACAGAGACUUGAGAGGGAGCGCCAGGAAGAGCGCCGUAAACAGGAGCUGAAAUCCGAUGCUAUGGUGAAUAAGACUACCCAACCAUGUCCAGGGUGUAAACGGCCUAUUGAG